Messenger RNA from Clonostachys byssicola, 225 nucleotides. Lineage: Eukaryota; Fungi; Ascomycota; Sordariomycetes; Hypocreales; Bionectriaceae. The record is from the annotation of a GenBank genome assembly.
AUGAGAUUCUACCACAUCUUUGCACUUGCUGUUGCCGGCACUGUUAUGGCCUCUCCCGCGGCCAUUGCCGAAGACGUUGAUGUCGACGUACGAAACACCGAAAGCAAGGUACCUGAGGCGUUUGAAUCACGCGCGGACAAAUGCCUGUACCGUUACUGCAAGACCGCCAAGGAUUGCUGCCCGAAGAUGGCGUGCUACACGAAGAGUUCAUCAUGUGUCUACUAA